GUUUGGCGUACGGACCGCAGAGCGGAGCAGCGCUGCUGAGGUCAAGUCCCACUCACACACAGACCUUCAGGACACACGUCGGGCUCGUGGAGGAGCAGCUUUAACGUCACACAGUCAUGGUGAAGAAAAAGCAAGUCCGGCUCAUUGCCGAAAUGGCUCGGAAGAUCCGGGCGUACAGAGAGCUCAAGUCCCGGCCGCGGGACUCCCAGAAGUACGCCCUGGACUACGACACCAUGAAGCGUCCUCUCACAGGGAAGAUGCUGCCCGUGCUGGCCUGGGCAGAUGUCCGAAAGGAGAGCCGCCUGUUCUCCAUCCUUGCGUCCAUGAGGAUGUUUGGAGUCGGGCGCCUCUUCACCCGGAAGUCCUGGUUGGAGGACCACACUGAGCCAAGCUACUGGCAGAUCACCAAGGUCAAGGUGGACUACACAGCUGAGAACAUGGAUCAUGGAAAGGCCUGGGGGAUCCUCACCAGCAAAGGGAAACAGGAGAGCGAUGUCAAGGAGGUGGAGAAGGUGAUGUACCACGACUGGCGCCUGAUUCCCAAACACGAAGAGCAGCAGUUCACAGACUUUGAGCCGCUCCCUGAGCCGCCGGUGCGCUACGUCCCCUACCCCCCCCUGCUCCGCGCCAUGCUGCUGGCCCAGCACAAGAAAGCAACAGGCCGCGUGCUGACAGAAGAGCCCAUCUUACCUCUGAAGAGGGACGUCCGGCUCAACAAAGACUAUUUCCGCAGUCAGGAGCAAGCGAGGCAGAGCAAAGAGGGGACCGAGGUGUGAGACUCCUGCUCGAUUGUGGUCCACUAAUCUUGGACAUUUUGGACCAAAUCAGUGCUGACAGACGCGUUGAACUUCUUCUGUCCAAGAACACUGGUAGCCUUCAGCGCAAAGUCCUGAUAAGUCCUGGUCUCAAACAAAUUCUAUGCCUAAUUUCAUCAGGAGCUGGUUUCUCUGUGUGUCAUGUGUAUGUGUGAGAUGUGUUAAUAAAUC
Limanda limanda (common dab) is the source of this 986-nucleotide messenger RNA. It is a transcript of the gene mrps34, whose product is annotated as mitochondrial ribosomal protein S34. The record is from RefSeq and is a predicted model, not a curated record. NCBI's taxonomy places the organism in Eukaryota, Metazoa, Chordata, Actinopteri, Pleuronectiformes, Pleuronectidae. Gene Ontology annotation, molecular function: structural constituent of ribosome. Gene Ontology annotation, biological process: mitochondrial translation. The transcript has 4 exons. The coding region runs from base 117 to 776 and encodes 219 amino acids. Gene Ontology annotation, cellular component: mitochondrion; mitochondrial small ribosomal subunit.